This is a messenger RNA of Kalmanozyma brasiliensis GHG001, 1545 nucleotides long. RefSeq lists its product as uncharacterized. The transcript has a single exon. The record is from RefSeq and is a predicted model, not a curated record. NCBI's taxonomy places the organism in Eukaryota, Fungi, Basidiomycota, Ustilaginomycetes, Ustilaginales. Bases 1 to 1545 code for a protein of 514 amino acids.
AUGGUCCAUCUGCGCCUCAACGACCCAGACACCUCGCGCAACAAGCACAUCAACUACAUCACCUCUCUUCCCCAGUACUCUGAUCGGGAUGCGGCGCAUCAUCGCCUCCAACAGCUCGCGGCGCAAGUGCAGCCCGUCAUGAAGAAGCACGGCUUCGCCAUCAACUCGCUGGAAGAGUUUGAGUGGAACCGCGAGUUCGCCGGUCGCAACUGGAACAAUGGCGAGACGGUCGAGCUGGUGCUUCGACGCCAGGACGGGAGCUUUGCCCCUCUCCAGUGGGUGCUCAUGGUGUUCUGCCAUGAGCUGGCGCAUAUCAAGUAUAUGAACCACAUACCCUCGCAGCACGGAAAGCUAGACAAAGAGUUGAGGGCCGAGUGCAGGGAGUUGCAGGGGAGAGGGUAUUACGGAGAUGGAUUCUGGUCGGCGGGUCAGCGCCUGGAGGAUAACGCCUUCGUGGCCGGGAGCGGCAUGCAGAGUCUGCAAGGGCUACCCGAGUAUUCGUGCGGAGGCGCAUUCCAGAGCAAGCCGAGCAAGGGCAGGGCGAGGAAACGCCGUCGCACUGCCGCCACUGGGUCGCGCAAGAGGGGCUUCAAAGGACCCAGUCUGCAUACGGGAGCUCAGACGGCACCCAACACCAAAGGCGGGAGACGAGUGCAGACACUGCUGCCCGGUCAAGGCUCCCGCGUCGACGGCAACAACCACAUUCCGACGGCGUCCGCGUCCAGCUCGGCGUACAAGGCGGAUGCAAACUCGACCUUCCGCAAACGUACGCAGACGGCAUCAGCUCGCGAGCUCAGAGCGCAGGCUGCCAUGCAGCGCUUCGCCGCUCUCAAGACUGAGGCAGUCGAGAACAAGCCGGCUUCAGAAGGCGAUACGUUCUGGCCCGAGGAGUCGAAGGAAGUCAAGCUCGGCUCGAGCGGGUCUUCGCCGUCCGGCAGCGGUAAAGAGACAGUCAAGGAGGAAGACGUGACCGAGUCUGAGACCGAGACAGAAGACGAGGAGGACCGCAAGGAAGGCGGCCUGGUCAUCCGUCUGGACGACUCGUCUGCGGAUGAAGCAGACGGACUCGCCUCAACAACGUCGAGCACUGCGGCCAACGGCACGCUGCGGAUCAAGGAAGAGCCCGACCACUCGACAAUCGCCAGCUCCGAAUCGCAACAACAGCGCCUCGAACGGUCGCGGCUCUACCGCCAACACGAGCUGAAGCAAGGUGGAAGCAUUCGCUCGACCAACGACGACUGGCAGGACUUUUGCUCGAUCGCUUCACUCCCCAGUGUCAGCUCUACAGCCACGAACGGCCCUGCACCUUCGACAAGAAAGAAGCCGCUGCGCAAUACAAAAGCUGAGGCAAUCGAGCUUCUUUCAUCAGACGACGAAGCGAUACUGGCCUCGUCUCGACAGGCGGCGCAAGCGAAACCAGCCCCAAAACCACCAUCUCCCGAUCGGGACUGGUCCUGUCAGGUGUGCACGCUUCUCAACUCGCCCCUGGCCGUGCGAUGCGAUGCUUGCGCCACAACGCGCGGGUCUUUCUUAGUAGGACAAUGA